Messenger RNA from Fraxinus pennsylvanica, 687 nucleotides. The record is from the annotation of a GenBank genome assembly. NCBI's taxonomy places the organism in Eukaryota, Viridiplantae, Streptophyta, Magnoliopsida, Lamiales, Oleaceae.
AUGAAGUCAUUAAUCAGGCUUGUGAAUGUGAACGAGAAGAACUUAGAAGGUAAGACGGCAUUGGAUAUCCUAAAACCUGGAAAUGUUGAAGCAAGGGAAAUUUUAAUGAGCGCAGGAGCUAGAGAUGGUUCAUCACUUGUCGAUGAUUCUAACACUACUGAAAAUUACUUGAAGUCAAAUUUAACGUGGAAAGAUCUUAUUAUCAGAUUUGGUGCUUACCUGGAUUUCGUCGCUCUCACUCCCCCUUUAGGGAUUUCUGACAUUGAUACCACUCCUGUUUUUCCCAGCAUCACUUCUGUCUAUAAUGCUACUACUUCAACCAAUUCCACUAGCACCAACUUCUACAACAAAGCCACAAGAAUUGCAAAAAUAAAUAUAUUUUUCAACACAAUCGCCUUUGGACUUGCAAUGGGAACGUGUUUUAUACUUGUGGUUGAUCCACUCCAAUUGUUUCUCUUCCUACCUCUUUUGCUAUUUUCGGCAAGCUAUGCAGCUUUGGCAUAUGGAAUAUACCCAGGUACAGAAGCUUUUUUUCUUCCGUUUGCGGCGGGGUCAUUAAUCCUACUGCCUUUCUCAACGAUAAUUCCCUGGAAGAUGAUACUACUCAAAGGGCUAAUAAAGGGUGGAGAAAACUACUCCAACAACUACAUUGACGAGGUGAAGUAUCUCAUAUUUGGUAACAUUUAA